Molecule: messenger RNA, 2344 nt
Organism: Lonchura striata (white-rumped munia)
Lineage: Eukaryota; Metazoa; Chordata; Aves; Passeriformes; Estrildidae
Gene: HAL
Product: histidine ammonia-lyase
Biological process (GO): L-histidine catabolic process
Cellular component (GO): cytoplasm
Molecular function (GO): histidine ammonia-lyase activity
Source: RefSeq, a predicted model, not a curated record
GGCUCUAGAUUAAGCACAGCUCUUCAGGCCAUCAUCACAUGGUAAAUGUGAGGCUGCUGCACGCUGCAGCCCUUCUUGGUCAAGGCACAAUUUUUGGAGAGAAAUCAUGCCAAGGUACACGGUGCACAUCCGAGGAGAAUGGCUGGCAGUGCCAUGCCUAAACUCCACAAACACCAUUGAGUGGCUGGGAAAGGAAUCUGUGAGACGGUACAUGAAAAACAAACCUGACAAUGGGGGAUUUGCCUCAGCAGAAGAAGUAAAGUUUUACAUUCGACGGUGCAAGGGACUUGGCUUGCUGGAUCUUGAUGAUACCGUGGGGGAUGCUCUAGAAGACAAUGAAUUUGUUGAAGUUGUUAUAGAAGGAGAUAUAAUGUCUCCAGAUUUCAUACCAUCUCAGCCAGAAGGAGUUCAUUUAUACAGUAAAUACCGCGAACCAGAACAGUAUAUUUCUUUAGAUGGCAACAGCUUAACAACGGAGGACUUGGUCAAUUUAGGAAAGGGACUCUACAAGAUAAAGCUUACACCUGAAGCUGAAAUUAAAGUCAAAAAAUCACGAGAAGUGAUUGAAAGGAUUGUAAAGGAGCAGACAGUUGUUUAUGGAAUCACCACGGGUUUUGGAAAGUUUGCCAGGACUGUCAUCCCAAACAGUAAUUUGAGGGAACUUCAAGUGAACUUGGUUCGUUCACAUUCUGCAGGUGUGGGGAAACCUUUGACCCCAGAGAGAACUCGCAUGCUUUUGGCACUGAGAAUCAAUGUCCUAGCCAAAGGAUACAGUGGAAUAUCCCUAGAAACCCUCGAGCAAGUUAUUGAAGUGUUUAAUGCAUCCUGCCUUCCUUAUAUCCCAGAGAAAGGGACAGUUGGAGCCAGUGGAGACUUGGCCCCUCUCUCUCAUCUUGCUCUGGGAUUAAUUGGAGAGGGAAAGAUGUGGUCGCCGAAGAGUGGCUGGGCUGAUGCUAAAUAUGUCCUGGAAGCCCAUGGACUAAAACCAAUUACCUUGAAACCAAAAGAGGGUCUGGCCCUCAUCAAUGGGACACAAAUGAUCACCUCGCUGGGGUGUGAGGCAGUUGAAAGAGCCGAAGCUAUAGCAAGGCAAGCUGACAUCAUCGCUGCCCUUACACUGGAAGUCCUGAAGGGUACAACGAGGGCCUUUGACACUGAUAUCCAUGCAGUGCGCCCACAUCGAGGGCAGGCUGAAGUGGCCUUUCGGUUCAGGUCCCUUCUUGAUUCUGACCAUCAUCCAUCAGAAAUAGCAGAGAGCCAUAGAUUCUGUGACCGAGUUCAGGACGCAUACACAAUGCGCUGCUGCCCUCAGGUCCAUGGGAUUGUAAAUGAUACAAUUACUUUUGUGAAGGACAUAAUAACAACGGAACUCAAUAGCGCCACGGACAACCCUAUGGUGUUUGCUGAAAGAGAAGAAACCAUUUCUGGAGGAAAUUUUCAUGGUGAAUAUCCUGCAAAGGCUCUGGACUAUUUAGCAAUUGGUGUGCAUGAACUUGCUGCAAUUAGUGAAAGAAGAAUUGAGAGGCUCUGCAACCCCUCGCUCAGUGAACUGCCUGCAUUUUUAGUCACUGAAGGAGGUCUGAACUCAGGAUUCAUGAUUGCACACUGCACAGCAGCUGCCCUGGUGUCUGAGAACAAAGCCUUGUGCCACCCCUCUUCUGUGGAUUCUCUCUCAACCAGUGCUGCUACAGAGGAUCACGUGUCUAUGGGAGGAUGGGCUGCAAGAAAAGCUUUGAGAGUUAUUGAACAUGUGGAACAAGUUCUGGCUAUUGAGCUGCUCGCUGCCUGCCAGGGCAUUGAAUUCCUCCGCCCUCUGAGAACAACAACCCCAUUGGAGAAGGUCUACGACCUUGUGCGCUCCGUGGUGAGGCCCUGGAUAAAGGAUCGCUUCAUGGCCCCAGACAUUGAAGCAGCUCACAGGCUGCUUGUGGAGCAGAAGGUGUGGGAAGUGGCUAAACCUUACAUUGAAAAGUACAGGAGAGAACACAUCCCUGAAUCAAGACCCAUUUCACCUACAGCCUUCUCCCUGGGAUUGCUGAGAAUGAGUGCAGAUGAUAGUCAUGACCACAAGCAUCAGAAUGAACUUUAAGAGUUGUGAUCCCCUGGAAGAGAGCAGAUCCUUUCCAGAACCUUACCUGAGCAUGGCCCUUCUACUCAAACUCAAUGUGGUUUCUCCAGGCGACCUAGAGGACCUGACUGUCUAGCUCAGAAGCACGAAUAGAUAGUAAAGAGAAGUCUCACUGCUUUCCUCAUGUGUAAAAGACAAUUUUGUUAUGAUAGUAUGGUUUUGACUGAAUUUCAUGAACUUCUGAAUACAAAUCAUUCAGACUCCUGAUGAAACCAG